Miscanthus lutarioriparius is the source of this 825-nucleotide messenger RNA. The record is from the annotation of a GenBank genome assembly. Lineage: Eukaryota; Viridiplantae; Streptophyta; Magnoliopsida; Poales; Poaceae.
AUGGAAGCUGGCAUUGAAACAAUCGAAAUCGUGUACGACCUAGUAGCAGGAAACUACGGUGAAUUCAUCGAGGUCCUCCGCACGGUGCUCGCCGAGUACGAACCCGCCGGCGACCGCCGGAGCGUGGUGGACUAUCACCACGCGCCCCACCCGGUGCUGCCACGGCAACGCAGCCCUCACCGGCCGGCGCGGUGGAUCCACAUCACCCUGCUAGUCCGGGACGAGGGCCACGUGACGACUCUGGCGGUCCGCGACGACAACGUGUACCUCAUCGGCUUCCGGAACCGGCGGGGGCAGUGGUACGAGUUCGGCUUCAGCGGCGGUAGGAGCGCGCGGGUGCUCCCGGCGGAGUGGAGCUCCACCUUCCUGGAGUGCGACGUCGGCUACGGCGGCAUCGUCGGAGGCGCCAUGAACCUGGUAGGGCUGGGGCUCGGCAGGUGGUUCGCCAGGGACGCGGUGCGCCGGCUCUCGGCCUACGAGCAGGCUCCGGGCGGCGGAGUUGAUGAAAGGACCAGGCGGCACCUGGCGCGCCUCAUCGUCAUGGUCUGCGAGGCUGCCAGGAUGAUCCCGCACUGCGAGACGGUGCUCGAUGGCUGGGACCGCACGGGUGCCAUCGCCGAGCGGCAUGUGCACUUGCUGUGGAACUGGAAGCACAUGUCGCACGCCGUGCUGCGUGCGUUGGGAUUGGGACCGGUGGAACAUGUACGGGAACUGGAUCCGCCAUGGCCCCAGGAGCUGCUAGCUCCGCAAGUCGAUGUCAGGAACGUGGGACAGGCACUCCAUAUAGUGCAGCUGCUGCUUAACUGGCCGGGUCGAGGGCACUAG